Prunus avium (sweet cherry) is the source of this 747-nucleotide messenger RNA. Lineage: Eukaryota; Viridiplantae; Streptophyta; Magnoliopsida; Rosales; Rosaceae. The record is from RefSeq and is a predicted model, not a curated record.
AUGGGGGCUAUAGCUUCUCGAAUCACCUACCCUGCCGGAACUAGCAAAACCAUGAGUCUAAAGGAGACUUGUUUGAUUUGCUUCAAAGAAACUCGUAUUGCUCGAAUGUUUUCUAUUGGUACUUGUCAUCACAAAUAUUGCUUGUCUUGUAUGAAAUGUCAUGUGGAAGUAAAUUUGCAAAACGGGAUCGUGGCUCAAUGCCCUCAUAAAUGCUGUAAGUGUGAAGUGAAUGUUGAAACCUGUAAAAAAUUCUUGUCACCUAAACUUGCCGACGUUAUGAUCCAACGAAUCAAGGAAUGUUCUAUUCCUGCUACGGAGAAGGUGUACUGCACAUUUCCGAGGUGUUCUGCGUUGAUGUCCAAAAAGGAGGUCUUGGAACAUACCAAGGGUUCUUUUGCUAGCGUGGGAGGCAGGAAGUGCAUCAAAUGCCAUCAAUUAUUUUGUAUCAAUUGCAAGGUUCCUUGGCACUAUGAUAUGAACUGCUAUGAUUACCAAAGAUCAGAAACCUAUUCCCUCGCAGAAGAGCAAUUGCUAAAAUCGCUUGCAAUGACGAAACUAUGGCCGCAGUGUUCCAACUGCAAACAUAUGGUUGAACUUGAUAGUGGUUGCUACCACAUCACUUGCAGUGUCUUUGUAGGUGUGGACAUCAGUUUUGCUAUACUUGCGGAGCUGAAUGGAAGAACAAGAGAGCAACAUGUUCCUGCCCACUAUGGGAUGAGCAUCACAUUAUACGGCCAUAACGAUUGA